AUGGCAGUUGUAUCCCCAGAAUAUGCCCACCAGACCAAGGGCCCGCGGAUCUUGGCUGUUUUCUGGACGAUGACUAGCCUGGCGAUUGUGCUGGUUGCGGCCAGGCUCUUCAUUCGCAUCAAGAUCUUGCGCAGCCCCGGUGCAGAUGAUUGGUUGAUUGCAGCAUCGAUGAUAUUCAGCAUCUCAUAUUCUGUGAUCACCACUGUCGAUGUCGCUCUAGGGUACGGUCAACAUUCAGUGAUCAUAACGGAUAGACUAGAACUUGUUUUGCUAGUCAACUAUAUCAACUUCGCCUUGGGUAUUAUCUCUUUCGCCCUACCCAAACUUGCUGUGGCAGCCUUGUUGAGCCGGCUCUUAAAUCCGACACCAACACAACGUGCGAUCUUAUGGGGGUUGACUGGCACUCUGGGACACGUCCCUCUUGUCGGAGGGUGCAACUUGCCGGAGCUCAUGGAUCUUUGUCGACUAUGCCAUUUUCACCGGAGCUGUAUCGGCUUUUACGGAUUUGUAUCUGGCGAUUUACCCGACCAUUGUCCUGCUAAAUCUUCAUAUGUCACUCCGGAAACGACUGGCUCUGUGCGGAGCCUUGGGACUGAGUGCGGUGUGAGUGAGAUCCUCUUGGACGCUUGUGCAAUAGCAAUCGUGAAGUGCAUGCAGCUACCAGGUCUUGCCGAUACCAGUGAUACAACAUGUGGUAUCGAAUCGAACGUCGUGAUCCUCGCAUCCUGCAUUCCUACCUUACAACCUCUCCUCGAAAUAAUCCUCGGAAAACGCAGUCUGAGAAGCACUGGCGCGUAUAACUAUAAAGAGAGUAGCACCCAACUGCCUGCAUCAAACAGGUGGGGCAGCAAGCGGUCCGGACCCCGGAGAGACAAAAAUGAUAUAAUGAUCGCGGAUAUUAGGAGUCAGGAUAGCAUCUUGCAGACCGCUGAUGACCACGGGGUUGAGAGCCAUCACAUAGGGCGCAUUCGUCGCACAGAUAGUAUCACGGUUGAAUACGAAACCGUAACUGCUUGA
Aspergillus sclerotioniger CBS 115572 is the source of this 1017-nucleotide messenger RNA. RefSeq lists its product as uncharacterized. The coding region runs from base 1 to 1017 and encodes 338 amino acids. NCBI's taxonomy places the organism in Eukaryota, Fungi, Ascomycota, Eurotiomycetes, Eurotiales, Aspergillaceae. The record is from RefSeq and is a predicted model, not a curated record. The transcript is spliced from 6 exons.